AUGGUCGCGGGAACAAAGAGGAAGAAGCUGCCUGAGGGAGAUAGCUCCAGCCCUCCCCCAAGAAGAGUCAAGCGAGCUCGACGGAGCAAGACACAGACAACGAAACAAGAAGAGCCGCCAUCCCCCGGAACAUCCACGUCUAGGUCGUCUCGAUCACCCUCCCCAGCUGAAGAGUUCUAUGCGCCUCGUCACCCUAAGCUCUCACAGUGGCGGUGUUGCGUGAGGGGCUGCAGGGGGCGCUGGCCCCUCGCCGUCCGGCGAUGUGAAGACUUCAUCGACGACCUCGGAUGGGAGGAAUGUAGGGAGUGGGGGCGCUGGAAACUCUUCAUCGAGAAUUCACAGGCCUCGGGCGACUACGAUUACGGGAUAAGGCUCACUCCGACAUCCAUCUUCGUACCAGAAAAGCGACUCAAGGAAGUCAGCCAGCAGCUGGAGAGCAUGGAGAUGGAGAGGUUACUGCUGCUGAGGGACGGACGGCACGACUGCCUCACGGAUUGCUACGUGCCGGGGGUUUGCAAGGAGGUUCAGUGUAAAUUUGCCAGGCGCAGCUCGUCCCUGUCCAGCGAGGAGGGGAGCCAGUCGCCGAGGCCUGCCAUGCCCGAUUCUCCCAAAUCGCCGCCGCCCUCGGAUGACGAGGAUGGCGAGGAUGUUGGAUGGAUUGAUGUUGGAGAUGACGCGGGUUCCCCAGGAACAAAGGAUGAGGAUGCCGACUUGGCACGCUCUGGUCGGCGCUUGCCCUCCCCGCUCUUGCCAUCAGAUGGCGCACCUGAAAUCUACGAGGACGACGACGCCGCAGACGGGCCUGGGCUUGGAUCAGAUGAGAGGUUGUAA
This is a messenger RNA of Clonostachys byssicola, 831 nucleotides long. NCBI's taxonomy places the organism in Eukaryota, Fungi, Ascomycota, Sordariomycetes, Hypocreales, Bionectriaceae. The record is from the annotation of a GenBank genome assembly.